UAUAAAUCCCAGUGCUUCCAAACAGCAGGCAGUACUUGCUGGAAAACUUUUAGAGCAAGAACUAACUUCAAGCAUGGCCGAGAGACGCAUUCCCUUCACGUUCCUGCACUCCCCAUCCUGGGACCCUUUCCGUGACUGGUACCAGGGCAGCAGGCUCUUUGAUCAGACCUUUGGAAUGCCGGCCUUCUCCGAGGAGCUGCCCACCUUCCCCAGCACUCACUGGCCGGGAUACAUCCGGACCUUCGGACAUCCUGACAUGGCCUCUUUGAUGCAGAGCCCCACGAUGGCUCCGAUGCUCAUGUCACCCACAGCGCCCAUAAUGCAGCCCCCGAUGGUGCCCCCGACCUAUGCCCACGCCCUUUCCCGACAGCUCAGCUCUGGAAUGUCAGAGAUAAAGCAGACACCAGACACGUGGAAGAUCAGCCUGGAUGUGAACCACUUUUCUCCAGAGGAGCUGUCGGUAAAGACCAAAGAUGGAGUGGUGGAGAUAACUGGCAAACACGAGGAGAGGAAGGAUGAACACGGCUUUGUGUCCAGAUGUUUCACCAGGAAAUACACUCUGCCCCCUGGUGUAGAUUCAGAGAAGAUCACCUCCUGUCUGUCUCCUGAGGGUGUGCUGACCAUUGAAGCUCCUCUGCCCAAACCUGCCAUCAAAGGCUCUGAAAUCACCAUCCCUGUGAACACAAGCAGCAGUGCAGCUUCUGGAAAGAGUGACAGCACAGCAACAAAGAAGCCUUGAGCACUGACACACUUGAAAAGCAAAUGUUCCAUAUUAAAGUCUUGUUCAUACUGGUCUUUGCAGACUGGAGGAAGAGGAGAGAAUGGACCUUUUUUUGACAUGUCUCUUUCUCAACCUCCUCUCUCAUCCAUGUAAUAACUCAAAACAGCAGUUUACAUCCAACUGCAGCCAUUACAUAUGCUGGUUUUGCACACUUUGUUUGAAUCUCAGUCACACGCAUACAGAAUUAAACACAACGGCCCUCAUAUCAGUUGUACCCACCAGUAGAACAGCACAAAGCAUCUUUAGAAUAGUGUUAUUGGCAAUUUUGUAUUGUGAGGAAUUACGUAAUAUGUUCUAACUGACUGUAAUAAACACUGAAUGUUGUUUCUGAAUGUCCUAAUGGAAUGCAUUUGGAAAUAAUCGUUCUCACGUACAAACAUAUAUGACAAUUGACAAAUAUUCAAUGACAAAUGGAUUGCGUCUUUGGACAUGGAACCAAACUUUUACUCUCAACAUGAAGUGAAAGGAUGUCACUGAUGAAGUCCACAUAAAAGAUCUUGGAUUUUUAAGAAUCAAUAUUAGGUUCGUUCAAAUAAAGGUUCAAGAAAGCAAGAUCUAAUUUUUUUCACGCACCCCCAUGGAACCUGCUUACAUAUCUCUGGUUGGGAAUCACUGACAUACAGUAUUUUAGACUGAUUUGAUAACGCUUUAAGCUACCGGUAAGUGUAAUACAGUUUCAUUGACAUUUCCUGACCAAGUGAUAAUGGCUAUUAAAAAUGAUCCAUUAGCCAUUUAAUUGAACUAUUAUGUAAGCACAUGGCAACAAUAAAAGGGUUGAAAAUGUACAGGAAAAAAAUACAGAUAAAUCUCUGCAUUUUAAAAUCA
Molecule: messenger RNA, 1606 nt
Organism: Myxocyprinus asiaticus (Chinese sucker)
Lineage: Eukaryota; Metazoa; Chordata; Actinopteri; Cypriniformes; Catostomidae
Product: heat shock protein beta-1-like
Exons: 3
Coding region: 74-739 (221 amino acids)
Biological process (GO): response to heat; protein refolding
Molecular function (GO): protein folding chaperone
Source: RefSeq, a predicted model, not a curated record